Orcinus orca (killer whale) is the source of this 2017-nucleotide messenger RNA. Its product is annotated as olfactory receptor 143-like. Gene Ontology annotation, biological process: sensory perception of smell; G protein-coupled receptor signaling pathway. NCBI's taxonomy places the organism in Eukaryota, Metazoa, Chordata, Mammalia, Artiodactyla, Delphinidae. The record is from RefSeq and is a predicted model, not a curated record. Gene Ontology annotation, molecular function: G protein-coupled receptor activity; olfactory receptor activity; odorant binding. Gene Ontology annotation, cellular component: membrane.
CCAGCCUACUCAUCUCUUCAAGAUAUUUUUCCUUAUCUCUCAGAUGUGGACAUCACUUUGGACCCCUGCUGAAAGACUUUAUCCUGGAUCGUGUCAGCCCAAGGGAGGUGAGGAGUUGCAGCUGAGAUUUGAAAACAUGGAAGGAAAAGACAGCUGAGAGAAGAAAGUUGAAAGAUACGGAGUUGUCACUCUGGCUCUUCUAGAGUGCUGUCCCAGCAGUCACCCUUGAGCCCCCAUGGAACAAGUCCUCGGUCUAGAAAGAAAGGAUUUCAGUCUCUUCUUGAUGUGACAUUGUUCUCUCAUUUCCUCACAGAUCACACCCCUGCCGAUAAUGGCUGUGGAAAAUGGCUCAGUUCAUCCUGGUAGGACUUACAGACCAAAGUCAACUCCAGAUACCCCUCUUCUUCCUCUUCUUAUUGAACUGUAUGUUCACUGUGGUAGGGAAUUUGAGCUUAAUUAAUCAGAUAUGCCUGAACUCUCAUCUUCACACUCCCAUGUAUUUUUUGGUCUUCAACCUGUCCUUCAUAGAUCUCUGCCACUCCUUGGUCAUUACGCCUAAACUGCUGAUGAGCUUUGUGUCAGAGAACAUCAUCUCCUUUGCAGGGUGCAUGACUCUGUUGUUUUUCUUUUGUUUCUUUGUCCAUUCUGAAUGCUGUGUGUUGACAGCCAUGGCCUAUGAUCGCUGUGUGUCCAUCUGUAAGCCCCUUUUGUACACAGUCACCAUGUCCCCUCAGGUCUCUUCUUUGCUGAUGUUUGGUUCAUAUGUAAUGGUGUUUGCCAGUGCCAUGGCCCACACAGGGCACAUGGUCAGAUUAUCCUUUUGUGAUUCCAGCAUCACCAACCAUUACAUGUGUGACAUCUUCCCCCUCCUCCAGCUGUCCUGCAGCAGCACUGAUGCCAGUGAGCUGGUGGAUUCCAUUAUUGUGAGCACAGUUGUAAUAAUAUGUAGCUUCAUUAUUUUUGUUUCUUAUGCUUUGAUCCUCUCCAGUAUCCUCCACAUCUCAUCAGCUCAGGGUUGGUCCAAAGCCCUCAGUACUUGUGGCUCCCACAUAAUAACUGUUGCCCUCUUCUAUGGUUCUGGGUUGUUUACACAUCUCAAGACCUUUUCUGAUGGUUCUGUGGGUCAGGGGGAGUUCUUCUCAGUAUUUUAUACCAAUGUAGUCCCCAUGUUGAACCUCCUCAUCUACAGUCUAAGGAACAAGGAUGUCAAACUUGCUCUGAAGAAAACCCUAAAGAGAGUUGCGAACUAAGCAGAAACAGUAUUGCUGGGUUGUUGUGUGUGUGUGUGUGUGUGUGUGUGAAUGUGUUUUCCCAUAAUUUUGUUCAGAACAAGGUUUUUGCCUUAGAUCCUUUUUUCUGUCUAAUCAUGCCAUUUAAACAUGCAAAUAUUAUUGAGUCUCAUGAUUGAUCUCAGUUCCAUGCUUACUCACUGAAUGAGCUUUAUUCUUAACAGUGGGCUCCAGAGACUCAGCUUGAUUCCUACUCCUUUUCACACCACCUCCCACUUUGCUUCUUUCCAUGUACUUUUCAUACAUCAGCAUGAAUGUGGUCUGAUGCAGCCACCCCUCUUUGUUUUCCCUAAAAACAAUGUUAAUGUAGCCCUUUCUGUUUUUAACCAUUUGAGGAGUUCCUUCUGUGUAAGUUAUAAAUUUUCUAGAAUUUCAGUGCUCUUUUAGUCAUGGUUUCUAUAGUACUGCAUUUCCAAACUCAGCAAAGCUUCAAUAGUAUCUAUGAGAUAUUUAUGCUUAGUUAACAGGGAUCACAAGUAUUAGCUUAUAAGUAUGGAAUGUGUUAAUACCAAUUAGGAACUGAGAGAAAUGAACCUAGUUACUUUAAAUCAAUUUAGUCUGACUCAUUGUAAUAGCAUCAGGGGUAUGAUGUAUAUGUAUAUAUACAUGUAUCAGAUAUGUACAUAAUAUGUAAUGUACAUGUACAUAAUUUCGUUUACAUCUCUGCCUAAUCAAAUAGAAUUUGACCACCUAGUGUUUACUCCUUUCUCCUAUAUGGUUAGACUAGA